Miscanthus lutarioriparius is the source of this 2385-nucleotide messenger RNA. NCBI's taxonomy places the organism in Eukaryota, Viridiplantae, Streptophyta, Magnoliopsida, Poales, Poaceae. The record is from the annotation of a GenBank genome assembly.
AUGGCGCGGAUCCAGCCUGUGGUGGAUGAAAGAAUGGAUCCCUUUCUUGGUAGAUUGACUAGACCGGCCACCAUUAACCAAUCCUGGUGUACUGCUCAGAGUGGCCUGUCCUUGUUCAACGGGCCUUUUAACGAGUUCAAGGAUGCAAUUGUGCUGUCGUCAGGUUUGUUGUCCCACAAUUGCUGCUCUGAUGUCGCAAACAACUUUGAAGAAUUUGCAACUGUAGUUUCAAGGUUACAUCAGCACCUUCUGGAUGCAAAUGUAGAAGUUUCUUAUACAGAAUACUUAGAUUUGAUGAAAGUGGAAGUUGAUCAACAGCUUAAUAAGCUCUCCGAGGACAUAAGGGUCUUCAAAAGCUAUAACUUGGCUCACAAAUCUGAUGCAAAUGGUUCAUGCUGUACAGUAUGCCAUGUUGGGAAGCUAGCUGAGAUAGAUGAUGGGUUCAACAGCUUGAAGUUCCUGCUGGUUGUGGUGUUCCGACAAAUUAGAGAGAUGCUCACAGUGGUCAUUUCUUCAAUCAAUGAUCUUCAGUGGGAGCAUGAGUUACAGUUAGAAGUUACCGGCAUUAUUAUUGGAGACUGUGUUAGAGGUCUUCGGGGUGAACUCGAGAGGAAACUGUAUGAGCACAGUUCCAUGGUGAACAGUCUAAGAAAAAACUGGCAGGAAACUGUGGCGCAGUGUGCUUCCAUACGUGAAGACCUGAUUGCUAUUUCUAAUAUUCUGUUACCUUCUGAAGAGGAACCACAAAUUUCCCUCUGUAGGCAUGAAAGUUUGGGUAACUGGAGCGACAGAUGGAAGUUCAGAUUUUUCAGAAAGCGAACACACCAGGAUCACUCUCUGUCUUCCGGGGAAAGCCAGAAUUCUGCAACACAGAAAUCUAUAAGUCCCAGUGAAGUUAUAUCAGAAAGAUCUGACUUCCGACAUCUGAAGGGCAUGACUAGACAAGAAAUGCUUAACUAUUUCAGAUCCGAGAUCAGUAAAUUAAAAAGGCUGCAUGAGUUGGAUUUGCAAGAGAAAACAGAAGAGCUGUUCAAAUUCAAACGAGAGAAAUGGUCAUUGGCUCUUAAAUAUGAUGUAGAAUUUGAGCCUUUAAGGAGGAAAUUCCCUGAGGUCAUUUCAAGAUUUGACCAAAUCAUGUCCAAUGGAAUGGCAGCAGCAGCACCUACAAUCUGCAGUAACAGUGAUGCACUUGAUGAAAGGAGCAAAUUGAACAGUAGCAUUGAUUUGCUAUACCGUGAAAACCAGCAUCUUCGGUGUUUGCUUGCAGAGAAGACAAAGAAUAUUCAGGAAUUAUCGAGCCAAAUAUCUGAUGCCACCAGGAAAAUGUCACUUCAAUAUUCAUUAGAAAAACAACUUUUGAGACAAAUCAACAGCACUAAAGUAGAAUAUGAGGAUCUUUUCGUUGAAAGUACUAUCAGAGAUGAAAUUUACCAAACUGUUACGAGAAAAUUGGUUGGUAGUCAUAGGAAUGCCUUGGAGGAUACUGCGCAAAGUUUCCGUGCAAAAGUGUCCUCACUUGAAGCCACGCUCUCAGAAAAGGGCAAGGCAUUGUGUUUAUCUAAUGAAGAAAACCAGAAGCUAAAGGAAAAGUUGUCAAUGCUAGAAAAAGAGCAUUCCAUCCAAAAUAACCAGCAAGAUCUAGAGCUAAUCAAGCAAGACAGUGAGGAAAUGAUUCUCCGUGAUAUUGAGAUGGAGCCACAAAGAUCAUGUGAGAUUUCUGAUCCAGAUAUACAGUAUGAAGAGCUCAUCAAGCUGAAUCAGGUUUUAGAAAUUGCCUCAACCACCGUAAAGGAAAUGGAAACAAAAAGGUUGAAUCACAGUGAUAUCCUAGGUAAAAGAGAGCAAGAAAAACAGCUUGAUUGCAUCCUGGUAUCUAUCAUGGAUUUGUCAAAAGAAUUUGUGGAGAUUGAACAUAGAAUGCCAGAAGAUAUAAAAGGAAACGAGAAAAAGACUGAAAAUCUGAAUGAUCGAUGCAACCAUAUGGUACAACAGGCCAUCGUACUGACAAAGAAGGGCCUGUGGUAUAAGCAAAUGCUUGACACAAGAUGUUCUGAGCUUCGAAAAGCUGAAUCUGAGGUCGACAUUAUGGGAGACAAGGUUAAUGCACUCUUGAGUCUUGUUCAAAAGAUAUCCGUAACUCUUGAGCACUACUCUCCUGUUUUUCAGCAUCAUCCUGUGCUAUUGGAUGCUUUCUUGAAGACAUGCAAACUUGUUGCAGGUAUAAGAAGCAGACAAAAGAGGACUUACAAGAUACAACAUAAGUUGGAGCAGCAAGUUAUACUGUCGCUGCUCACUCUGCAGAUGAUCGGAUUCACGUCCUGUAUGAUGUAUGUAGAAGUGAAUACACCUUCUAAUGUACAAAUUAUGAUAGUUCAAAUUCUGUGA